Uloborus diversus is the source of this 2100-nucleotide messenger RNA. Its product is annotated as spermatogenesis-associated protein 20-like. The transcript is spliced from 12 exons. Bases 16 to 2100 code for a protein of 694 amino acids. NCBI's taxonomy places the organism in Eukaryota, Metazoa, Arthropoda, Arachnida, Araneae, Uloboridae. Gene Ontology annotation, biological process: carbohydrate metabolic process. The record is from RefSeq and is a predicted model, not a curated record.
GUUCAGGAGGACAAAAUGAUAUUUCUCUCAGUUGGUUACUCAACCUGUCACUGGUGUCACGUGAUGGAAAGAGAAUCCUUUGAAAAUGAAGAAAUAGCUCAAACUAUGAAUGAAAAUUUCGUUAACAUCAAAGUUGAUAGAGAAGAAAGGCCUGAUGUCGAUAAAGUGUACAUGACAUUUGUACAGUCUACAACAGGCGGUGGUGGAUGGCCCAUGAGUGUUUGGUUAACACCAGAGUUGAAACCUAUAUUAGGUGGUACAUACUUUCCUCCUGAUGAUCGUUAUUAUGGUCAACCUGGCUUUAAAACCAUUUUGCACCACAUUGCCCAACAGUGGAAAAUAAAUAAAGACAAAGUUUUGGAUCAAGGAAGUCGUAUUCUUGAGAUUAUAAUACAGUCAAUGAGCCUCAAAGCUUUUUCUGAAUCUGGGAAAGCACCUCCUAGUUUAGAAUGUGUAAAAAGUUGUGUUUCAGAAUUGAUUCAGUCAUAUGACAAAGCUUAUGGUGGAUUUGGAAGUGCUCCGAAAUUUCCGCAACCAGUUAUCUUUAAUUUCUUGUUUCGUGCUUUUGCUGCUAAUCCUGAGUCUAAAGAUGGUAAGGAAUCUCUAGAGAUGGCACUUCAUACUUUGAAAAUGAUGGCCCGAGGAGGAAUUCAUGACCACAUUGCAAAGGGCUUUCAUAGGUAUUCCACAGAUCAGUUUUGGCAUGUACCUCAUUUUGAAAAAAUGCUUUAUGACCAAGGUCAACUUGCUUCCUCUUAUUUAGAUGCUUACCAGAUCACAAAAGAUGAAUUUUAUGCAGAUGUGGCUCGAGAUAUUCUAGAAUAUGUUUCUAGAGACCUUAAGGAUGUGAAUGGAGGAUUUUAUAGCGCUGAAGAUGCAGAUUCUUUGCCAUCUGCGUCUGCAGCAAGAAAGAAGGAAGGAGCUUUUUAUGUAUGGACGGAAAGUGAAAUAAGAGAGCAUUUAACAGAGACAGUGCCUGAAACAAACUUGACAUUAGCUGAUGUGUUUUGUAAAUUCUUUAAUGUAGAAGCCGAUGGAAAUGUAGAUCCUUAUCAAGAUCCACAUCAUGAGUUAAAAGAAAAAAAUGUCUUGAUAGCAAAAAGUACAGAAGAAGAGUGUGCCAAAGAUUUAGGAAUUGAAGUGGAUGUGUUUAAAAAUGCCUUACAUAAAGCAAGAAAAGCUUUGUUUGAAGUGCGGCAAAAAAGGCCAAGACCUCAUAUGGAUGAUAAAUUUGUGACUUCUUGGAAUGGUUUGAUGAUUAGUGGUUUUGCCAAAGCAUCUCAAGUUCUGCAGGAGAAAGAAUAUGCUCAAUAUGCCAUGGAUGCAGCUCAAUUUUUACAUAAACACUUGUAUAACCCUCAGACAGAGUGUUUAUUAAGAAGUGCAUACAAAGGUAGCAAUGGAAGCAUUGCCCAAAUAUUAACUCCCAUACCAGCAGUUUUAGAGGAUUAUACUUUUCUUGUGAGAGGCUUGCUUGACCUUUACGAAGCAUGUUAUGACCCCUGGUGCUUAGAAUGGGCAUCUAAACUGCAAACAACACAGGACUGCCUUUUUUGGGAUGCUGCUGAUGGUGGAUAUUAUAACAGUGUUUCUACAGAUUCAUCAAUUGUCUUAAGACUUAAAGAAGAUCAAGACGGAGCUGAACCAAAUCCAAAUUCUGUGGCCGUAUGCAAUCUCCUGCGAUUAUCUGUCAUCUUUGAUGACUUGAGUUUGCAAGACAAAGCUGUGAAAAUUUUGUCCUUAUUCAGUCACAGGAUGGUGAUGUUACCUAUGGCUUUACCAGAAAUGCUUUGUGGACUGCUGUUUUAUUCAACAAAUUUCAAACAGAUACUUAUUGUUGGAAAGAAAGACUGUGAAGAAGCAGUUAAAUUGUUAAAGACAGUUCAUCGACAUUUUCUUCCAUUUAAAAUACUUCUGCUUGUAAAUGAAGAAUCAAAAGCAUUGCUGAAGGCAAGGUUGAAAACUUUAAAAGAUGUUCAAGUAGAUGAAAGUAACACUCUUGCAUACAUUUGUCAAAAGAAUUCUUGCUCUCUUCCUGUUUCUUCAUCUGAAGAAAUUGAAAAAUUAUUGCUGGAAACUCAACCACAAACUGAAAGCUAA